Colletotrichum acutatum is the source of this 786-nucleotide messenger RNA. RefSeq lists its product as uncharacterized. Bases 285 to 692 code for a protein of 135 amino acids. The transcript has a single exon. The record is from RefSeq and is a predicted model, not a curated record. NCBI's taxonomy places the organism in Eukaryota, Fungi, Ascomycota, Sordariomycetes, Glomerellales, Glomerellaceae.
UUGGGUGGACGAUGUCGCUUGGGACACUGUAGACAUGGUGGAGUUUUUGGCUUUCUUUUGAGAGAAGACGUGCCUUUGAGCAUGUCUUGCAUUUUGCAGUUGGUCGUUUGGAGUUUAUGCAUGGCUCCAAAUCUGAGCCCAUCUCCUGUCAAUGGACGGGAUAGAUAGAUAGAAGCGUUGAGAGCGGAAGAAGCAACGGAACGUAUUUCCCAAGGCCCAGAGGCCUCUUACUCUCGGUCCACAAUUUUCACUACAAGACUCAGUGGUUCCAGGUAGUCAAAGACAUGAUGUGCGUCAUGCGGCUCAAAGGCGUCCGUUUGACAGCCCCUUCUUCUUUUCGCGGAUGCUACGUCUCGGCCCAUGGCACCGGGCUGUGGCAUCUCGUAUUCCGGCAUUUCAACCGCGGCUGCGAAUCCGAUUGGCAGAGACGACUGUGCCGCGGGACUAUAUUACGACGUUCCCUACCGCUUUGGUCGCCAAGGGUCGUCACAUAUCAGAAAGGGCAGUCGAUGCUGGGCGAGGUCGAGCUGGAGCCUGAGUUUCCGGAUACUGUGUCGCAGACGGAGUCGGGGGCCGGCAGGAUGGUGCCCCAUUUAUUUCACCGGAUGACGGCCACCACUUGGGCAUCCUUGGUCCCGUCUGCUCACGCCCGCCUUCCCGUCUUUCCAUCGUGGUCAAACCAGGCAUCUUGAUUGAGAUGAUUGCUCAGACGGGUAGCAGCCGUGGUCCACUAGCUUUCUGAGAGGACGGGGUGUGCCUCGGCGUUUGCGUCAGUUGUGCGUAUCC